Molecule: messenger RNA, 2652 nt
Organism: Stylonychia lemnae
Lineage: Eukaryota; Ciliophora; Spirotrichea; Sporadotrichida; Oxytrichidae
Source: the annotation of a GenBank genome assembly
AUGUCUUUGACUAAAAAUUCUUCCAAUUCCUUCAAGACUUUCAAGCAAUAGGUCAUUAGUGGUCCUUAGCAUGUGAGACUGACAAACUUUAAUUAGUAUAAAGCCUCAAAUACGACACUGGUUCGAAGUCCCAAUUCAUAACUUGCCGAGACUAUUUAGUUAAAUGAACAAAGUCAAAAGAAGAAUCAUAAUUAAACAAUAUUAAAGAUCUUCUCAAAAUAUGUAAAAACCUUCAAAUAUUCCCAGUAAUAUAACAUUAUCAUUGAAUAUUAAUAGGAUUUGAUGUCGAAUAAGGAAUUACAGAAACUUAUUGAAGAUGUUUAAGGAAGUGAGAAGAGCCCUAAAUUCACCUCUUAAAUGCUACUUAGAGGAUAGAAACAGGCAUAGAUGUUUAUGGACAUCGCUAAGUUUGUCAGUCAAAAUGCUGGUCAUCACAUCAUCAGUUAAAACCAAUUUGAAAGUCUUAAAUUCCUAUUUAAUCAUAUUAAGGAAAAAGCGAAGGCAAUUUAUAAUGUCAUGAUAAGCACUGAUGUAUAGCAUUCUAGAGUGGGAUCUUAAUAAAACCUGAACACAGGUAUUGCCUAUACCAAUACGUAAGGCAGUAGUAAUCAAAUUUAUGGUCAGUCGUUAGAAUAGUCUUAAUUCACUUCAAUGACUCCCAUCAAGUUCGAGGGAAAUUAAUCUGCAAAAAAUACUACUCAGCAAACCCCAAACAUCCCUAUGAGUCAUCAUAAAACUGACCAUUAUUUUAUACAGCAGAAAAUAUACAAAAUAGAUGAUGAUGUGAAGGAGAACCAGAAUCCAAUUAGAUUGCCUAAAGUAGCAACUAAGACUCAAGACGAAUAAGCUUUCAUCAAUCUCAAUGAUAGGAGACUGACUCUGCAAUCAACGUUAAAGAAUAACACUGCAUUAAUUAAUGAUUUCAACAGGUCUCCAGAAAUAUUUAACCCAAAGUAGAUGUCGAUGACUGACAACAGAGAUCAUCCAAAUAACUUUUCUAAUAACAAGUUUGAAGAUAAUAUCAAUAUGGCUUUGAAAGUUCUCAAGUCUCCACCUUAGAAUUCCAAUAAAAGCACUAUCAAUAAAGGCUCUUACCAUCUAAAUUAAAAUAUUACAAAUGAAUCAUCAGAUGGAAUUCUUUUCAAUCCUUUGAUAACGUUUAACAAACAACAGCCAACAUAAAUACAGUCCUUUGGUACAUUUUUCAAAAAGAACAAUAGCAUCUGCUAAAAAGGUUAUCACUAGCAAGUGAAAAGUAUGGUGAGCAGCUCUCAUGCUGAGUCUUGUGAUAAGGUAGUGCAGAAUCAGGAAUUUAGAAGCAUAGAGACCUAUCAACUUGGGAUUCACCCAGAUGAUAGCUUGCUUUACCAAACUAAUAAGCAAGACUAUAAUGAUUUGUUCGUCUCAAGACUUCUUAAUGGAGGCGAAUAAUUCACUGAGAGAACAAGCUUGAAGAAGGUGGAUUUGUCAAAAUAAGAACUUACAGAAUUCAUGAAAUUAGAACAUGAAUGCCACGAUGAGCAAAGACUUCGAGAAGUCCACAAUCACAUCUACCCCUCUAUGUUCAAGCUGAAUGAUCAAGCUUUGAUGAGUAGUUAAGGAAGAGACUCAAAAUCUUCUUAGGCUUUUGCUGAUUAGUAGCCUCAGCAAUACUAGCGACUCUAGCCUAAAAAUUUGCCACCAGUGACAAAGCUAGUAAAUCAUAAGCAAAUCGCUAAUGACUAGCAAUUUUUUGUUCCUGAGUCAGGUCCUUGUACACCUGUGCUUUCUAAUAAAUCGAAUGUAAACUUCUUUGAAGGGCUGAGAAUGAAAACUCUUUCUUAGAAGACACAGGAAGUAAGCCAGGAAGAUAAUAAAUACUAUUCGAAGAGCGCUAAGAAUAGCAACAAGAAGACACAGUUUCAGCAGAAUCAAAGAUACCUUAAUACCUUUGUAAAACCUAUGAAGCCAGUAGAAAAGAGAAAGAGCGAGAUUAUCAUGAGUGAAAAAGAAGAUAGGCCUUGCCAGAUUGUGAGAUAGCCAAUGCACAACAGAGUCAAGAGUUUUGAGAAGUAUCUAACCAAGUCAGACAAUACUAGACCAGUAAAGAAAGAGGAACCGAUUGACGGUCAUCAAUUUAAGAUCAGAGAGACAUCAGUUCUGUCUAUCAAGAGUGAAAGUCUAUCCAUCUUAUCAUUGUAGUAGCAGUAAAAACUUAAUCAGAUAAAGCAAGUAUUUGAUAAGUUCAGACGACAGAACUCUGAAAUUACUUUAAAGAAACCAAAGUUUAAAACAUAGAUUAAAAAUCUAAGUGUCUAUUGUAAUAAGCUUUAAGGUAAACUAGUAUAGAAAGAGAUCUUUGCCUAAAUGAGGCUAAGUAUAAUGGAAAAGCAGUUGAAUAUAUAAAGAGGGUUGAUUUAUUUAUUACAGACAAAAGUAGUUGACUAAAUUAAAGCUAAUGAAAAGUAAAGUAAGGCGGAAGCUAUUUACUAACUAAAGCUCAAUUCUGAACAUGUAAAGGAAUUCGAGAACUGCUACUUCAGUAGGCCAUCUAUUUUCUAAGCAGAUACAAACCUGCUGAUACCCUUGAUGCCAUUGUCAAGAGCCUUUAACACAAAAAAGUUCAGUGUAGUUCUUAACAAUUCUUAGUCUAAGGAAUAUGGCUUUGUGUGA